Eimeria maxima is the source of this 2343-nucleotide messenger RNA. RefSeq lists its product as hypothetical. The coding region runs from base 1 to 2343 and encodes 780 amino acids. The transcript is spliced from 8 exons. The record is from RefSeq and is a predicted model, not a curated record. NCBI's taxonomy places the organism in Eukaryota, Apicomplexa, Conoidasida, Eucoccidiorida, Eimeriidae.
AUGUUUAGUGCAGUAAGAAAUACGGGGGCAUAUAGUAGAGGACCAGCAGCAACAGGAGCAGCAGCAGCAGCAGCAGCAGCAGCAGGAGGAUCAACACAGCAACAACAAUCCAGUACUUCAUCCCCACCGCAGCAGCAACAGCAACAGCAGCAGCAGCAAACUUCUGCUGCAACAGACCCACCACCUACAGGAGGAUGGAGAUCCAACUUACCUCCUGCUAAUACUAAAGACGACCCGCCGCCGCAGCAGCAACAGCAGCAGCAGCAGCAGCAAUCGAGCCCAAUGCGAGGGUCUGCCCUGUCUGGCGGUGCUUCACCUAAUAGGUUUUCGGGUUUAAAUUUAUCACGAGUUUAUUCUGCUGGUGAAGGAAGAAAUGAAGAAAAAAAUCAGACUAGAGGAAAGAAGAAGACAGGAGACACUUCUGCUGCAGCAGCAACAAUUAAAUCUGCAGAAAGGAAGCAGCAAAGCAGCAGCAGCAGCAGCAGCAACAGCAGCAACAGCAGCAGCAGCAGCAGCAGCAAGAAAUGCUUCCAAUUUAAUCCUAAUGCUAACAGCUUUACUCCUGCAACACCAUCGCAUGCAGCAAUGGCAGCAGGGUAUAGAUUUGCUGCUGCUGCUGCUGCUAAUCAAGCAGCAGCAGCAACAGCAGCAGCAGCAGCAGCAGCAGCAGCAGCCGGUACUAGACCACCACAUAUGCUUGCUCCUGCAUCCAUGUCUCUUAUAGGUGCAACAGCAGCAACAGCAGCAGAUGUUAAGGAUAAGACAGGUGCUAGUAGCAGUCAGCAGCAGCAGCAGCAACUGCAGCAGCAGCAGAUAGCAGCAGCUGCAGCAGCAGCAGCAGCAGCAGCAAGAGCACACCCACAAUCCUUAGGUGGUGCAGCAGCAGGUGUGGCUAUGCCUGCACCCUUAGGGAUGUAUGGAUCAGCAGCAGCAGCAGCUGCAGCAGCAGCAGCAGCAGCAGCAACAGGAGGAGGUGUAGGACAUGCAUUUGGUGCCCCUCCUGCUGCUGCUGCUGCUGCAGCACCUGGUACUGUAUUAGGAGAUGCAGCACAAGCAGCAGCAGCAGCAGCAGCAGCAGCAGCAGCAGCAGAGGCCUCCCUUAUUGAGGGUGUUAAUCCUUUUGCUGAUCAUUCUCCUUUUGCUAAUGCAGGUCUCCCUCUUGCUGUUGAGACAGCUCGUCCCUCUCAUCCUCCUCUCCCCCCUGGUGCCUUUAUUAGUGCUGCUGCUGCUGCUGCUGCAGCAACAGCAGCAGCACUUGCCUUACCUCUUAAGGCAGAUAGCCCAGAGUGGUCACCAGUUGGGGAGCAUUCGUAUAGAGAUUUAUUAAAUCAAGGUCCUCCUGGUCCUUAUUGCUUCCCUGAUCCAACCGCUCAAUUUGCUCAACCCUUCCCUCUGCGUCUGCAGCGUCCUUCCUUGUCUCCUCCUUUGUAUGGAUUUGGUCAGCCAUUGCUGCUGCCUAAUGCAGCAGCAGCAGCAGCAGCAGCAGCAGCAUUAGGGGCACCCCCUGCUGCCCCAACCCCUAUGCCUUAUCCUGUUAUGCUUGCUGCAGCAGCACCGCAGCUGCCACCCGGGCAUCCUUAUGCAUUCUUAGCUGCUGCUGCUGCUCCCCCACAGCAGCAGCCGCAGCAGCAGCCGCAGCAGCAGCAGCAGCAGCAUCCUGCUGCAGCGCAUGCAGGCAACACUGCUAAGCAGCAAAGACACCAGCAGCAACCUGGUGGUGGGGGAUCGUCUCCUCCAGCAUCCCAGCAGCAGCAUCAUCAGCAGCAGCAACAGCAGCAGCAGCAGCUUGACCCACCAGGGCACGAGGCAGCAGCAGCAGCAGCAGCAGCACCUCGUGGUGGGGUGUCUCCUCAUGUAAGGGGAGGAGGAUCGUCACAUAAAUCUUCUUAUAAGUAUGGUCAUGGUAAUCGACAUCAACAGCAGCAGCAGCAACAACAGCAGCAGCAGCACUACCAGCAGCAGCAGCACUUGCCUAUGAGAGGAGGCCCAUUUGGGGGAGGAGGAGGAGGUAAUGUGCAGCAGCAGCAGCAUCAGCAGCAGCAGCAGCAGCAGCAGCAGAUGCUGCAGCAGGGGUCUCUAUCCCCAAUGGUUGGUUCAAAUGCCCCAGCUGCUGCUGCUGCUGCAGCAGCAGCAGCGGGAGCAGCAGGAGGAGCAGGCGUAGUACCUCCUCCCCAUCCUCCUUUGCCCCCCGUCAUGCAGCCAGCAUCAGGAGGUAAUGCUGCUGCUGCUGCUGCUGCUGCAGGGCCCUCAAGAGCAGCAGCAGAUCCCUCUAGGGCCUCCCCUGUACCCUCGCAGAUUAGCAGCAGCAGCACAGGGGCUGUUGGUGAUAUGGUGUGUCAGUAG